Molecule: messenger RNA, 1809 nt
Organism: Neoarthrinium moseri
Lineage: Eukaryota; Fungi; Ascomycota; Sordariomycetes; Amphisphaeriales; Apiosporaceae
Exons: 2
Coding region: 1-1809 (602 amino acids)
Biological process (GO): L-leucine catabolic process; ketone body biosynthetic process
Molecular function (GO): hydroxymethylglutaryl-CoA lyase activity
Source: RefSeq, a predicted model, not a curated record
AUGCAACGUGCUGUGACAAUCGUUGAAGUUGGCCCGCGGGAUGGACUGCAAAACAUUCGGCAACAAGUGCCGACCCAGGUUAAGCUCCGGCUCAUAGAUCGGUUGCAUGACGCUGGUCUACGAAACAUCGAACUCACGUCCUUCGUUUCCCCCAAGGCUGUCCCUCAACUUAAGGAUGGACACGAAAUACUCAGUAGCCCAUCAAUUCGAUCAAUGCUCCAGAAUGACUCGCUUCGACUGCCUGUGCUUGUUCCGAAUCUCAAUGGCGUCAAGACCGCCGUGCGGUGUGGGGCGAAACACUUGGCCGUCUUUGUUAGCGCCUCAGAGGGGUUCAGCAAAGCCAACACCAACUGCACGGUCAAAGAAGGGCUUGAAAGAGCCAAGUUGGCAGCAAGAGAAGCCAAGGUUCAAGGACUAGAGGUCAGAGGAUACGUCUCAUGCAUCUUUUCCGAUCCAUUCGAUGGGCCGACUCCACCAGAAGCAGUAUUAAUAGUCGUACAAAAGCUCAUGGAAAUGGGCUGUUACGAGGUUAGCUUAGGUGAUACUCUUGGGGUGGGUUCGCCAGCCAAUGUGCAACGACUGAUUGCAUUUCUCGCCAACAAUGAUAUUCCUCUCCAUAAGCUGGCCGGCCACUUCCACGAUACCUAUGGCCAAGCCCUUGCCAAUGUAUGGGAAGCUCACAGGUGUGGCCUUCGUAUCUUCGAUAGUAGUGUUGCAGGCUUGGGAGGUUGCCCCUUCGCACCAGGUGCACAGGGAAACGUGGCAACUGAAGACCUGGUUUACAUGUUCGAAACAGCCGGAAUAUCAACAGGUAUCAACCUCCAAAAGUUGAUGACAAUAGGCGACUGGAUCUCUAGGAGUCUAUCUAGGAAAACAGCAAGCCGAGCCGGAGCAGCUCUAGCGGUCAAGGGCAAUGCUGAGUGUUCUAAAUCUUCAACAUCGACGAAUCCGCCAACGGCCAAGAGGGAAGCCUUGCCUUGGAUCUUAACGCAGCAGACGGACGGCUUGCUUGUGCAUCGGUGUGGAGUCAAUCUCAAAGUCACAAUGAACCGCCCGCACAAUGGAAAUGCGUUGACCGUCACCAUGAUUGAACACUUGGUCAAAGUCUUCCUUGACGCGUCUAACGACUCCACGGUCCAUCGCAUUGCUUUAACCGGGAACGGCAAGUUUUUCUGCACUGGCAUGGACCUUGGGAGACGCAGCACAACCGUUGGAACUAGCGGUCCAACUACAGACUCUCAGCUGGAUAGACUCUCUCGGUUGUUUAAUUCCAUUGAUAGGUGUCCCAAAGUAACAAUCGCGGCAUUGAAUGGGCCUGCCUUUGGUGGAGGGGUCGGGCUCGCAUUUGCCUGUGACCUUCGGCUCUGCGCGAAAUCAGCCUCGGUCACGCUGAGUGAAGUGAAGCUAGGUUUGUGUCCAGCAACGAUAUCGAAAUAUAUCGUACGCGAAUGGGGAAUUCCGCUAAGUCGCGAAGCAAUGCUGACUGGUCGGCCUGUUUCUCCAGAAGAGUUGCAAUCCAAGGGAGUUAUUAUUCGUGUGACUGAAGAUCCCGACCAAUUGGAGCGUUGCUUGGAUUCCUUGAUCUCUGCUCUCAAAAUUGCUUCUUCAGAUGCAUCAAGAAUGUGCAAGGAGCUGGUACGAACCGGAUGGGUCAAUGGAGGGCAUCAUGAACAAGACGAGGCCAUCAAAGGUCUCUUUGGUGAAAUGAUGAGGCCUGGUGCUCCGGGAAAUUAUGGUGUCAGGGAAUUCCAAGCUGGGCACAAGGUGGAUUGGGACAAUUAUUCGCAGAAAUUAGUUAGCAAGAUUUAA